Messenger RNA from Siniperca chuatsi (mandarin fish), 4554 nucleotides. RefSeq names its product protein phosphatase 4, regulatory subunit 4 (gene ppp4r4). The record is from RefSeq and is a predicted model, not a curated record. Bases 1361 to 4252 code for a protein of 963 amino acids. Lineage: Eukaryota; Metazoa; Chordata; Actinopteri; Centrarchiformes; Sinipercidae. Gene Ontology annotation, molecular function: protein phosphatase regulator activity; protein binding. The transcript has 25 exons. Gene Ontology annotation, cellular component: protein serine/threonine phosphatase complex; cytosol.
GGCCCGGCCCUGCCUGCCGUCACCCGGUUCCGGUCCGGUGAGCCGGGUUUGGCCUCCAGUCUGGGCCGCAGCGCAGUCAAACAGGCUGUAAAGCACGCAAACAUCAGCUUCGGACUGACUGAUGUUUCACAAAUCUCCAUUCAAAUUCCUGACAAUUCUACUGAAUCCCAGGCCAUCCAGGUUCACCUUCAUAUCAGCUGCAGGAGCUUCUUGUGGUAAAUUCUGGUUUGAGAAGCUUUAAAUACAAAACAGCUUCAACUUCUAAAAUGUGUGACGGAUCAGUAGCCCUCCGUGUGGGAGCGAGCAGACGGACCUGGUUCAGAAAGAUCCGCAUUUUGUAGGAUGAGUGCUUGUUGGUGUUCUCGGUGUAGGCCGAAAUGAGUGGGUCGGUGUAGGCCUACCGCUUUCUGAAACAUACAUUUUUACGGAUUGGAAGGUUUACCAACGAGUUACAGCGCGUUAUAACAUUAUUCUAUAUUAUCACGCAGCUCGGUGAGACGGCCCCAGCGCACCGGGCAGAGCGGGGGAAACGGGUGUGGUAGGUGGGGAUUUUAUUUAAAUUAGGGUUUGCUGCUGUGCUUGGUGUACGCCGAAGUAAAGAAGAAAUCGUGUCUUUUUGUUUAAAUGUCUGAUGUUGAAGUAUUUUCAGAUUCUUCUUCUUAUUAAAUAGCAAACACAUUCUGCAGUGCGAGUUUGAACGGAAUCUGGUGUGACGAUCCUUCCAGCGCAGGACAGAACAGGAGGAACAAGUUUAAACAGAAAAAGAAGAGCUGUCUGGUGUGGGCUACUGAAGAUCGUCUGAGCACCUUCGGGUUUAAGCUUUAAUAGAGACCUGCAUUAACUAGUGAGGAAAUAACCGUAAAAACGGUCAUUUUUUUAACGGAGUCUGGCUUCCUCCGCGUAGGAGAGCGCGGAUUCAGCUGAUGGCCACUGACGGCGGCUGGCUGUGGGAUCUGCUCCCUGCCAUCACAGCACCUCAGCUGGGAUAAGGUUAUUCUGUUCAACAGCUGGUCCUCACCAGACAGAUUUCACUGAAAUAAUCGCAGCUCGGAGGAGCCGAAGAGAAGAAUGGACGAUGUUGGUUCGUGAAGUAUUUUACUUUGAAUCUCUGACUAAUUGCUUCAUUUGGAGGUGAGCGAAGAUUUUUUUUAUACUAAUAGAUUUUUGAACGGAGUCUGGCGUGACGGCCCCUCCGCCCCGGACAGAUCGAGCAGGGAUCUCCUUGGAAACGGUUAGUGACAGUCCCCCCCCCCUCCUCCUCCUCCUCCUCCUCCUCUCAUCAGGGAUGGUUGGUACCGAGAUCCGCCGCCUGCUCUCCCACUAACAACCAGCAGCAAACUGGGACAUUUCCAGUGAGCAGAUGUUCUCCAGCAGGAUGACUCUGAACCAGUCCAGCCUGCUGUACGGACAGCUGGAGGAUCUGCAGGAACUCGCCUUCAUCGAGAGGCCGAUCCGCAGGAGCCUCAAGACAGCGGAGGAGAUCGAUCAGCUGACUGUGGAUGAAGACCUGAACGACAUCGAGAGAGCUGUCUACCUGCUCAGUAUGGGUCAGGAGGUACAGAGAGCGAGUGUCAUCAGUAACCUGCCGAGCCUCGUCCGCCAGAAUCCAGCUGAGACGUUUCGUCGGGUCGUACCAAAGGUCCGGGAAGUCCUGAACGGAGCCGGAGCAGAAAUACAGCUGGCAGCAGCAGCGUCGUUUUUAACCAUCCUGCAGGACGACAUAAUCCUGAUCCACACCCACACCUACUCCAUCCUGAAGACUGUCCUGCUGCACCUGAACCACCGAGACACAAUGGUGAGCAACGCCUGGUUGGAGACUCUGCUGUCGGCCAUCAACGCUCUACCCAAGGAGACCAUCAAACAGGAGGUGCUGAACCCUCUCCUCUAUCAGUCUCAGCUGUCUCACUCUCUCCAAGCUCGUCUGGCCAGCUGUCGCAUUUUAGGGAAAGUCGCCUGCAAGUUUGAUUCUCACAUAAUGAAGAAGGAGCUGCUGCCGUUGGUUCGUUCUUUAUGUCAGGACGUAGAGUUCGAGGUCCGAGCCUCUAUGUGCCGUCAGCUGGAGAGCAUCGCCAGAGCGACCGGGAUGGACGACACCAGGGCAGAACUGCUUCCUGAACUGGUGGAGCUCGCUGACGAUGAGGAGAGCAGCGUCCGUCUUGCUGCCUUCGACACCCUAAUCAACCUGAUGGAGAUGAUGGACAGCGACGACAGACUCCAUGUCGUGGUUCCCCUGGUGAUGUCAGUGUGCGAGGUGUCGUCACAGGCAGACGAAGCUGUCGUGGCAUCUUUGUCGUUCCAGUUUGGGAAGCUCUGCAGCGGACUGGCAGGCUGUCUGUCAGAUGAGCAGAAGGGCCGAUUGCUGCAGAGGUUUAAAGUGCUGUGUGUCGCUGGUCUGCAGACAGAAGGAAACCAGACUGAUGGCAAUAACGAGUCAACGCUGAUCCGCUGCAAUUGCUGCUACAACCUGCCGGCCAUGGUGGUGUUUGCUGACUCGACUCACUUCCUGUCAGAGCUCUACCCGUCUUUCUCCAGUCUUUGUUGUGACCCAGAGGUCAGCGUUCGACGAAGUGCUUCAGCCAGUUUCCACCAGGUGGUGAAGCUGCUCGGUUCAAAUGUCCAGCUGGUCCACAAAGAGCUCCUGUCUCUGCUGCAGGAUGACGCUCUGGAGGUGUUGGACGCUCUAAUGAAUCACCUGGAAGAAACUUUGGAGGCGGUUCUUUCUAGAGGAGAGAACCUGGCGCUGGACAACAAGUUCCCGGAGCUGCUAUCGGCUCUGCUGUUAGCGGAGCAGAAGGUUGGAUGUUCUCUGCGUUGGCGGCUGCAUGAGAAGCUGCUGCAGCGUUACAGCUGCCUGGCUAGACUGCUGCCUGGAGAACUGCUGCACCAGAGCUUCUCCCCUCGUAUCUUCAUCAUCCUCACCACCAACAAGGUGUUGCCAGUUCAGAAGGAGGCGGCUCGGACGUUCUGCACCUUCCUGCGUUACAACCGCAAACAGGAGCAGCGUCAGGAGAUGAUGGAGCGACUGAUCCAAGAUCUGGCUCAGGGGCGGAGCUACUGGAACCGUCUGAGGUUCCUUGAUGUUUGUGAAAUGGCCACUGAGAUUUUCUCCAGAAAAUACUUCAACAAACACUUCCUGAUCCCAGCGCUGGAACUGGUCCACGACCCUGUUGCCAACGUCAGGUACAAGCUGUGCCAGUUGUUGCCCAGACUGCGUUCGUCACUCCGCCUGCCAGCUGACAAACAACUGCUGCAGCAGCUCGAUUUCUGCGUCCAGAAACUCCUCUGCAGAGAGAAAGACAAAGACGUGGUGGCCACCAUCCGCAAGACAGUGUUGGAACUGGACAAACUGGACCUCACAGAGCCUUUUCAUAAGAGGCAGGAGAAGGAUUUACUGGACCAGAAGAAGGAAAAGGAGGAGACUCUGCUGCUGGAGAUGGAACAGCUGGAGCGCCAGCAGAGUGAAGGGAAACUGAACUCUGAAAAACAUACAGAGAGAAAACGAAGAGACAGUAAAACCAGUCUAUCUGCUACCAAAUCCAUGUCUGUGUCCUCGUCUGGAGCCGCCUUGUCCUCUUCCAGUAAAGAGAUGAGGAAGGCUAAACUGUCGCGGAGUCGGUCCCUCAGCAGUCAGCCGACAACCUCCAAAGCUGCCAACCCAGACAGACCUCUGAAAGUGAAAGAGCUGAGCAGUACGUCUGGACCCGGGAAGUCCUCCAUGUUAUCGAGCAAAGACGACUCCUUGAGGACUGCCCACUUCACUAUGGCAACCCAGUCCACCUCCUCCAUGCCGGUCCUGAUCCGCAGCAACACCACCAGCCUUCUGGACAGGGCCAGUACACUGGACCACAGAACCAGUACUAUGGACCACAGGAUCAGCACCCUCGACCAGAGAGAUCAUAGAACAAGUACACUAGACCACAGAACCAGUAAUAUGGACCACAGGAACAAUAUGAUGGAGCAGAGAACCAGUACAAUGGACCACAGAACCAGUACCGUGGACCAUAGAACCAGUACCGUGGACCAGAGAGACCACAGAGCCAGUACUAUGGACCAGAGAGACCAUAGGACCAGUACCUUGGACCAGAGAGACCAUAGGACCAGUACCUUGGACCAGAGAGACCAUAGGACCAGUACAGUGGACCAGCGCUGUAAAACGAUGGACCGGGGCUGUGGGGUGAAGGACAGCCAGUCCAGAAAGCUGUCGAUAAACAGGAAGUCGAACUCUUUCAGCGUCCAGUCAGGGCGAGACUGAAGACGAUGAUGUCAUCAUACCUCCACCAGGCCAUCAGCCAAUCAGCAGUCGGGGAGCGGUUUUCAUUCAAACAGCAGCUUCACGAGUUAAAGAACGAAUAAAGUUAAAGGAUGAAUAAACGCUUCAGAACAUUACCCAGAAUGCAACAGGACAUCAUCUCUUCCUUCCAGUCACUAACAAAGAGAGACAGUAGAGUCUGACUUCUAUUGUAUCUACUGAGCUGCUUUUAUUUUCUGAGCACUGUGUAUUCUAAUGAUCUCAUCCUGUCACCUGAUUGGUUCAGUAAACUGCACACAUACAAA